UCAAAAUCAAAAUCUCCCUAAGGUUUCACGAAUUUUACGCCACCGAAAGGCCAAUAAAGUAUCACUGCAUAGAAAUCAAGUGUGCUUCGUAUCCACAGACACAGUCCCCACCGGCGCAAAGGUGUAUUCAAAUACUGUAGUGGAAAAUGGAAGAAUUUGCCUUAGUAAAGCUUGAAGACGAACCAACAGCAAUAAAGGUGGAAAAAGUUGAACUAUUCGAUUCUGUUCUGACUACGGAGCCGAGUGAUUACAAUUCCGAAGAUGCGGCAAACAACACUUCCAGUGCUAUGAAACGGGAACCUACAGUAAACAUUAUCGAUGAAGCGGACGAAGAAACAGGACCGCCUUCUGUCCCACCAGUAGUGCCUGCAGCAGCCGGUUCAAGCAGCAUGGACGAUUCGGAAAAGAAAUACCAGUGGAAACACAUUUGCGAUAUCUGCUCCAAAGGAUAUAUGACAGAAAGUUCCCUCAAAUGCCAUAGGAGAAUGCACACCAGAGAAAGGCCGUUCAAAUGUGACAUAUGCGACAAAGAUUUCAGCACUAUUGUCAGACUAAACCAUCACAAAGUGAGUCACACGUGGGAAAAGAAAUUCAAAUGCGAAAUAUGUGGCAAAUAUUUUUCACUUCAAAAACGAUUAACGCUUCAUCUGAAAGAGCACGGCACGGAAAACCCGUAUAAAUGCACAAUUUGUGAAAAAAGAUUCAAAAUCCAAUCUUUGCUCGUGAAACACAUGCAGCAUCACAGCGAUGAGCGAUCGUUUAUAUGCGACAUCUGCGGAGCGUCAUACAAGACAGCUAGCGCUCGUAAUGCCCAUCGCAAAAUUCACACAUCCGUCGAGCCCAAACCUUUCGAAUGCGACGAGUGCGGGGUUCGGUUCGUUCAGAAGAGUGGCCUUACAACUCACCGGAAAUUGCACAGUUCGGAUCGUCCACACGAGUGCUCCGUUUGUGGAAAAACCUUCAAGCUUGCUCAUUAUCUCGCAAAGCAUGCGCGCCUUCACGGGAACAAGCAACAAUCUAAAAGCGAAUAUUUUUGCGACAUCUGUGACAAGAAAUUCACUACAAAACAUUCCCUCCUGAGUCACCGGAUAACGCACACCGGCGAAAAACCGUUCGCAUGCACUAUUUGCGGCAAAACUUUCAGCGUAGCCGCCCAUCUUAAAGCCCACGAAGCCCUUCACUAUGCAAAGGAAAAGAACUUCAAAUGUGAAAUAUGUGGCAAAGAUUUCAUCUCGAAAAAGCAGUUAUCCACACAUCAGAAGGUACACAGCACGGAUCGUCCGCACCAGUGCCCACUAUGUGGGGUAUCGUACGUGUAUCACUAUCUGCUCGUACGGCACAUGGGCAGACACAACAGCGAUGAGCGGCUAGUAUUUGCGUGCGAAAGCUGCGGCUUAACGUACAAGUCACUUCACGCCCUGAAUGCUCACCGGAAAAUCCACGCCAACAUCGAGCCAAAACCGUUCAAAUGUGAUAUUUGCGACAGGUCGUACAAAUCAUCUAGUAGUCUGAACGUUCACCGAAAAAAUCAGCAUCCAUUGAAUGAAAUUGAAAUAAAAGUUUAG
This is a messenger RNA of Sabethes cyaneus, 1565 nucleotides long. Its product is annotated as zinc finger protein OZF-like. Bases 147 to 1565 code for a protein of 472 amino acids. The record is from RefSeq and is a predicted model, not a curated record. Gene Ontology annotation, molecular function: DNA-binding transcription factor activity; RNA polymerase II cis-regulatory region sequence-specific DNA binding. Lineage: Eukaryota; Metazoa; Arthropoda; Insecta; Diptera; Culicidae. The transcript is spliced from 2 exons. Gene Ontology annotation, biological process: regulation of transcription by RNA polymerase II.